Messenger RNA from Tetrahymena thermophila SB210, 2175 nucleotides. RefSeq lists its product as hypothetical. The record is from RefSeq and is a predicted model, not a curated record. Lineage: Eukaryota; Ciliophora; Oligohymenophorea; Hymenostomatida; Tetrahymenidae. The transcript is spliced from 2 exons.
AUAUUAUAAUAAAAAUCCUCAAAAAUUAAUAAUUAAAUCAAACAAUAUUUAUAAAAAACUAAAUAAAUGAUCAGAAAUAGCUAGAGCACACUAUAAAUGUCAGUUAAUCCUACCAACUAAUUAGCAUAAAAAAGAUUGCUCAGUAAGUAAAACUCUCAAAUAAUUUAAAAAGUGAAAGCUGUUGGUGAAAGAUAAGACUUUUCUGUUUGUACAAUCCAGCUAGAAUAAACUAUUAAACCUAUUUCUUUUAGACAAAAUAGCUAAAAUAAAUAUGAAAAUUCUAAAAUGACUUCUAUCUAAAGCUAGAACUCAACUCCUAAGAAUAAUGAUAAGGUUGAAAGUCGAAUCUAUCAGUAGACAGGACAGCGCCAAUUUUCUUUAGACCAACCUAAAGUCACAGUAAUUGAUUUAAGAAGCCAAACACUUCUUUAAAAAAAUGAUUCCUACUUCACCAAAGAGAGCUAAAGAAAAUUAUAAUAAAAUUCUUCAAACAACCUUUUUAGACUGAGAUAAAAUCCUAAUUGGUUCUCAUAGAAAUCCUCAGCAGGAAGUUCAAAAACAGAAAUAAUCUCUGGAAAAAAGGAACUUUAUAAAAAGCUAUAGGAAGCAUCAACCCCAACUUGCAGAGGAGCUAAUUUUGAAAAAUCUAUCUUUAGCAACAAUUCUACCUUAGAAACACUAACAAAACAAAGAUCAGAAGAAAAACAAUAAAAUUUUGGUUAACUUUGCAGCCAAAGCAUAAUCACUAAUAAUUAAUUAAAGUAAGAUGGUAACCAAGCAAGCUAAAUUAAUCAAAAUAAUAAUUUAUAAUAAAGCAACAACAAAAGCAAUAUUUUUAGUUAUAUAAAUUCAAAUAAGUAGAACUACUUCUAAAUCGCUUAAAAGAAAAAUGAAAAUCUUUAAAUUAAAUUAAAUCAAAAUUAAUAAUCAGAAACCUUCUAAUAAAAACUUGCUUCUAAGAAACAAAACAAUGUUAAUAAAAUUAGCAAUAUUUAUUAAAAUGAGCAUAAUAACCUAAAAAAUAAAAAUGAAGAGUUUAAAAAGCUAAUAAUCAAUUAAUAUUAACAACAACACUAGCUUUAACAACAAAAUUAGCAAUCUAAAUUAAGCUCACAGAAUUUCAAACUCACUUUUAACUAUUAACAAAAUGAAUAGUCAAAUAAAAAUUCUCAAAAAAUUCUAAGAACCAGUCAGUCUUAAACUGAGUUUGAAUUACCAGCUGAUCAUCUCAAAAAAGACAAAGAAGAAGCUAAGAAACUUAGCUAAAAUUUGAGUACAAGUAUAAAUGAAUAGCAAAGUCAAUAGAAUUCCUGCUAAUAAAUAAAUUCAAUGACUGAUCACACAGUAACUUAAUCAGUUUAGAGAUAAAAGUAUUUCGAAAUAAGAAGUUAAAACAAAGAACUCCCAAAAUAUUAAAAAUAAGCAAAAACAUUUGAUCAACAACAAUUGUUAAACAUUACAAAUAUAAUUGAAGUUGAUGAACCUAUUUAAUCUAGUGGAAAAUUUAACUAUAUAUCCCCUAUUGCAAAAUAGAAGCAACAAAUAAUUUCUCCGAAAAUAAAAUAGGCACCACCCUCUUCUGAGCAAUCUUAUGAUCAAAUUAUGAUAUGGCAGAGUUCAGAAAAAAGUUCAUAAAACACAAACGAAAGAUAAAUAAGAAAUUUAGAGCCAAUUACUCGUACUAAAAUAAAUGCAGAAGUGUAAAAAAGAGAAGAAUUCAUCAAGCUUUACACAAAGAGAUUCAAAAACUAUCCUUAACAAAGUCCAAAUUCUGAAAGUCUGAAUGACCAAUAAAUAGAGAAUUUAGUGUUAGACGCUUUCUUCCACAGUAGUUAAAAAUCAUCUUCCUCGUCAUAAACUUCGAUAAAAUUGGAAAAUUAAACUUAUAAAUAAAUCCCUCUCAAUGCUUUAAGUACAGAUAGCGGUAAUGCUAAUCUUAGCACUCCAAAGAAAAAGCAAAUCCAAUUAAAUGAAAAGUAAAAUGAUGCAAGCAUACCAUAUUAAGUAGCUAUGAUGCAAAUUGACUCUUCGAAUUCUAGUAACUCAGUAUAAGGUUAUUUAAGUAAAGAAUCAACACAAAUAAAGUAGAAAAUCAACAAUGUUUUUUUCUCUGAUACAAAGAACCAUAAAUAAUUUAUCAAAUCAUUUUUCCAAGAAACAAAUUAUCAAAUUUGA